CACCAUUUUAUACCAUACGAUCUCAUGCCGUAAAAAAAACACAACAGACAAUUUGAAUUCCAACAGAUGAAAGCGUCCUCGAUCGCGCGUGAGUAAACAGUCAAAAAAUAUAAAAAAAAUACACAACGUUCGAAUUUUGUGAUUAAUUUAUUUAAAACAACAACAAACAUUCCAAUUGCCGCUGUGAAAAUGUCCAACGUUUCUGCAAAGAAAGUCUUCAUCAAAAUUGAAUCGGCGGCCGAACAACAAGAACAUCUCAACAAACAACGUAAAACCCUUAAAGUCUUGCAGGGGGUAGCCACCGAUAAGGAGAACUUGACGGGACGUCCACAAUUAGACAAACUGAGUCGCCUCAAAGCAGCCUCCGAGACCAGCACAUUGUCUGCCAGCACAGACCAUGCCAAGCGUAAAAAGAUUGAGACACGGGCUGCAGAGACUCAAACAAGUCCCAGCAAAGAGGCAUCCACAAGCCAACAAAAGAAAAUUACCGCUGAAGAUCUAACUGGUGAAGCAAAGCCCAGUGAGCAUUAUUGGGAACGUUUGGCCGAGAAGCGGCGCGAGGCUCUAGAACAAAGCUUGGACGAAAAUCAACGUCUAUAUGAGCGCAUUGAAGGUCUGGAAGAUGAACUUAAUACCUCACGAAAGCAGUUGGAAGAGGCACAUCAUUUGGUAGCGGUGCUCACAGAAAUGUUAAACGAACCUGAAGGUGAAGCAGACACUGAUGAAAAAGAAGAGGAAGAAAUAGAACACGAAGAAGAAAAACAAGCUGAAGAAUCUACAGACGAUGACAAUUCGGAUGAUAAUGCAAGUGAGGAAGAGGAGGAGGCAACACCCACCAAGAAGGACUAGUGCAUAUAUGUAUAGCCAAUCUAAUAAAACUUACACAAACAUCGCUCUAUAAACAGAAAAGACUUAUCUAGAGGUGAGUGGGAAGUGCACAAAGAUUUCGGACAACUUCUUCACCAUCCCACUUUAUUCCUUAAAAAAAAUUUCCUUAAUGCUUAGUUGAGUUUUUUAUUAUUACGAUUACGAUCUUUGAUUUAGAUUUAACAACUUUGUAUGUAUGUUUUAAGCGAUCACAACUGAAACUGCUGGCUGAUCUUGAUAUUGUUGACUUGACAAUUUUUGUUUUAAAAAAAAUAUUGAAUUUCAGUUUGUAAUCGAUUUAUCUUCUUAGUAUUGAUGUUCGAAUUCCGAUCCUUGUCUGUAUCAUCAUACGAUUGUUACAUAUUCAUAAAUCAUUUUCACACUUAGCUUUAGAAUGUAUUCCUCCUCUCGAUAUGCUUUAGACAAUCACGUUUUAUUUAUAACUUUUGAAUCAAUAAACUGUUAAACUUGAAAAAGA
This is a messenger RNA of Stomoxys calcitrans (stable fly), 1345 nucleotides long. It is a transcript of the gene geminin, whose product is annotated as geminin. The coding region runs from base 190 to 849 and encodes 219 amino acids. The record is from RefSeq and is a predicted model, not a curated record. The transcript has a single exon. NCBI's taxonomy places the organism in Eukaryota, Metazoa, Arthropoda, Insecta, Diptera, Muscidae. Gene Ontology annotation, biological process: regulation of DNA replication.